Rhodamnia argentea is the source of this 2096-nucleotide messenger RNA. Its product is annotated as probable pectin methyltransferase QUA3. Gene Ontology annotation, cellular component: endosome; trans-Golgi network; cytoplasm. Bases 143 to 1882 code for a protein of 579 amino acids. Gene Ontology annotation, molecular function: methyltransferase activity. Lineage: Eukaryota; Viridiplantae; Streptophyta; Magnoliopsida; Myrtales; Myrtaceae. The record is from RefSeq and is a predicted model, not a curated record. The transcript is spliced from 7 exons.
AAACCAGUUUGGAUCCUCCUCGACCGACUUUCAUCCCUUCCCAUUUCAAUCCGAAUCUGUUCAAACCUGUCGCUCUCGUUCUUUCCCGAAUCCGAAAUCUCUCCGCCGACUCGAUUCCCUUCCCCAAUCCUCACCAGCGCCAAUGCGGCUCCGAGAGCUCCUCCUCGCCACCUUCCUCGUCCUCUUCUUCCUCCUCCUCUUCACCCCGCGGCGCCUCAGCUCCCUCGCCUCCUCGGCUAGCCGGCCGGCCCUGGCCGCCGCGCGCGACCACUCCCGCCUCGCCGCCGCGCUGGAGUCCGGCGGGUCCCGCCCGCGCCGUGUGGAGUCGUGCCCCGCCAGCUACGUGGAUCACAUGCCGUGCGAGGAUCCGAGGCGAAGCAGCCAGCUCAGCCGUGAAAUGAACUACUACCGCGAGCGGCAUUGCCCGCCGCCGGAGGAGACGCCGCUCUGCCUCGUUCCCCCGCCGGACGGCUACAAGGUUCCCGUCCGUUGGCCUGAGAGCUUGAAUAAGAUUUGGCACAGCAACAUGCCAUAUAACAAAAUUGCAGACAGAAAAGGUCACCAGGGAUGGAUGAAAAUAGAAGGGCCUCAUUUCAUUUUCCCCGGUGGUGGUACAAUGUUUCCAGAUGGAGCAGGACACUAUCUUGAAAAGCUUAAAAAGUAUGUUCCGUUAACUGGGGGAGUGCUACGUACUGCCCUUGACAUGGGAUGUGGGGUGGCAAGCUUUGGGGGGGCUUUGUUAGCAGAAGGUAUUCUUACCAUGUCAUUUGCACCGAGAGAUUCGCACAAAGCGCAAAUACAGUUUGCCCUAGAAAGAGGGAUUCCGGCAUUUGUUGCCAUGCUUGGCACUCGGAGGCUCCCAUUUCCCUCCUUUUCUUUUGACCUAGUUCACUGCUCUCGAUGUUUGAUCCCAUUUACGGCCUACAAUGCUAGCUACUUCAUUGAGGUAGAUCGGUUGCUCCGCCCAGGGGGUUAUUUGGUUAUCUCUGGUCCUCCUGUACAGUGGGCUAAGCAGGAAAAGGAGUGGGCAAAUCUCCAAGCUGUAGCAAGAGCUUUGUGUUAUGAGGUCAUUGCUGUGGAUCAAAACACAGCUGUUUGGAGAAAGCCUACUGGGGAUUCUUGUCUCCCUAAUCAAAAUGAACUUGGGAUUAAGUUGUGCGAUGAAUCCGACGACUCAAGUGUUGCAUGGUACUUCAAGUUAAAAAAUUGUGUAAGCAGGACAAGCUCUGUCAAGGGUGACUAUGCAGUUGGAUCAAUUCCAAAAUGGCCAGACAGGCUUAACAGGAUUCCCGUCAGGGCUGGGUUAUUGGAAGGUGGGACUGAUAUUUUUGAGGAUGACACUAGGAGCUGGACAAGAAGGGUUGAUUACUAUAAGAAAUCCUUAAACUUGAAACUGGGAACUACAUCUGUACGCAAUGUCAUGGACAUGAAUGCAUUUUUUGGAGGUUUUGCUGCAGCACUCUCGUCUGAUCCAGUAUGGGUUAUGAAUGUAGUUCCUGCAGACAAGUCCUCAACUCUAAGUGCGAUUUAUGAUAGAGGGCUAACUGGAGUCUACCAUGAUUGGUGUGAGCCUUUCUCAACAUAUCCUCGUACUUACGAUUUCAUCCACGUUGACGGCAUCGCAAUGCUUAUAGAACGUCAAGGCUCAAAAAGGAGAGGAUGUAGCCUCGUGGAUUUGAUGGUCGAGAUGGAUAGGAUAUUGCGUCCAGAGGGGACAGUUCUUAUUCGAGACUCGCCCGAAGUUAUUGACAAGGUUAACCAUAUAGCUCAUGCUGUAAGGUGGACUACGGUGAUUCAUGAGAAAGAUUCAGGAUCUCCCAAAACACAGAAGAUUCUAGUCGCGACCAAAACAAUUUGGAAGCUAUCUUCAGAAUCCCACUGACAACCCCUUCAUUCUUUACACGACCUGUAAUUGUUGUUUAUUCUUUCAAUUUUGAAGCUGAGAGAUUUUCUAACCUACUGUCAAAGUUUUCUUCUUGUUUUUUUUUUUGGGAGGGAGGGGUGGAGAAACGUGCAAGUACAAACGUGCGUAUUCAUCUUGUAGAGAAUGCACGUGCUAACAGAUGUGUUCUCCCACCCAACGGCUGAGCUUUUGC